AUGGGUUUUCGUUUACCAGGAAUUAGGAGGACUUCCUUCGCUGCCAAAGUGAGCUCUGCAAAAUGUGGUGAAGUGCCAAAGGGACAUCUCGCAUUAUAUGUUGGAGAGGAAAUGAAGAGAUUUGUUAUCCCUAUAUCAUACUUGAAUCAGCCUUCUUUCCAAGAAUUGUUAAGUGAAGCUGAAGAAGAAUUUGGGUUUGAUCAUCCAAUGGGUGCCCUCACCAUUCCUUGCACAGAAGAUGUCUUCCUAAAAGUCACUACUUGCUUCAACGGGUGCUAGCUUGCAAGGAUAAGACUUACAUAGAUUAGUCAGCACAAUUUUGUAAUGGAUCCUUUUGUUUUGUAAAGAUUUUGUUCUUCUCUUCGUUCCCCUACUUGGGAAGUGAAAAAUUGUUUACCUCAAUAGAAGUUUCCACUUAGUCAAUUAUCAAUAUCAAAAGCGUUGAACUUUCACUUUAGAUGACAA
Neltuma alba is the source of this 465-nucleotide messenger RNA. RefSeq names its product auxin-induced protein 15A-like. The transcript has 3 exons. Gene Ontology annotation, biological process: response to auxin. The record is from RefSeq and is a predicted model, not a curated record. The coding region runs from base 1 to 279 and encodes 92 amino acids. Lineage: Eukaryota; Viridiplantae; Streptophyta; Magnoliopsida; Fabales; Fabaceae.